This is a messenger RNA of Lucilia sericata (common green bottle fly), 11433 nucleotides long. Its product is annotated as cubilin homolog. Bases 116 to 11137 code for a protein of 3673 amino acids. The transcript is spliced from 22 exons. Lineage: Eukaryota; Metazoa; Arthropoda; Insecta; Diptera; Calliphoridae. Gene Ontology annotation, molecular function: calcium ion binding. The record is from RefSeq and is a predicted model, not a curated record.
UAUUUUAAAAGUGAGUGAAGUGAAAAGAGAUCAAAAACUAAAUUCCCUAUAAAUGCUGGGUGUACACCCCCAAAAGGAUUUUUAUAUAAAAAACUGGGAAUAAUUUUAGUACAAGAUGUGUGAAAGGAUUAUAUCCUUUAUUGUAUAUGUUGCUAUAGCUACAUCCUUAUGGCCAACUUAUAUCCUGUGUGAAUAUGACAAUCAACCAAAAAUACAUCUCAAAAGUGGUGGUCUCAUUUUGGAAGCGGCCUACGAUCGCAAUAUAACUUUUCGUUUAUCGCGCGAUUCAUCCCUCUUCCUGAACAAAGUGAAUUUAAUGGAUAAAAUACGCCAACGUUAUACGCCUGCCAUACCCGACAUUGAUGCCAAACUAACGGAUACGUAUUCCACAGAUGAUCUUAAAAGUGAAAUUCAAAAGUUGCAUGAUGAUUUAGAGCGUUUUGCCCAUAGAGUAAUGACAUCGCAGAAUCAUACAAGACGUACGUUGCAAUUGGGUGUGAUUCGUAGAAAUUUGGGGCGUAUCAAUAGAUUGAAUGGUAGAUUGCUGGCGUUGGAGCGUAAGUUGAAAAAGGAUGAAUGUGCCGAAGCCACAGAACCUUGUAAGAAUGGUGGAACGUGUUAUGAUUCCUACAAUGGAUUUCAUUGUGAAUGUACAGAAGGAUAUACGGGCAAAACUUGUGAAAAAGAUGUGGAUGAAUGCUAUUUGUUUGCUGGCACUGACUUGGGUUGUCAAAAUAAUGGUAUCUGCAUUAACACACCUGGCAGUUACAAAUGUAACUGUGCCAAAGAAUUCAGUGGCAGCCAUUGUCGAUUACGAAAUGUUGUUUGUCAUCAGGAGCAAUCACGCGAGCUGUGUUCUCAUGGCACUUGUGUACCGGCCAACAACCAACAAGGUUAUACAUGUAUCUGUGAACAAGGUUGGAUACGAAAUACCACUUCACUGUCAUGUGAUGUUGAUGUAAAUGAAUGUGAAGGAUUGAGCAAUCCCUGCCAUAGUCAGUGUAUAAAUCUACCGGGUAGUUUUAAGUGUGGUCCUUGUCCGGCUGGUUAUACUGGAAAUGGUAUUACCUGUUUGGAUAUUAAUGAAUGUAGUACAAAUAAUGGUGGUUGCAGUUUGUUGCCUAAAGUUCGUUGCAUUAAUACAGAGGGAUCAUAUUUCUGUGCAAGUUGUCCUCCCGGUUGGGUGGGAGAUGGCCAUACAUGUGAGUUAGCUCCUUCUAAUUCUUGUAAUGAUGAAAAAAUCUGUCAUCCUCAAGCCAAAUGUGAAUACAUAUCAGAUGUUGCCUCCUGCACUUGUCCGCCAGGCAUGUUUGGGCAUGGGUUCGGACCACGAGGCUGUCAUUCAAAUCCUUUAACUGAUUCAUGCGAAAGUCAUAUAUGUCAAAACAAUGGCACUUGUAUAUCGAAUGGGCGAACUACAUCAUGUCUAUGCCCCAAAGGAUACUCUGGUGCUUUGUGCGAAACUGCCGAUGGCUGUCAUCCAAAUCCUUGUCAGAAUGAUGGCACUUGCAAGCCUUUGGGUGUAAAUGGAUUUAAAUGUUCCUGUCUACCAGGUACAACGGGUAAGCACUGUGAAUUGAUGCGCAGUAUAUGUGCAAAAACAAUGCGGCUUCCUUCGGGAGAACUGAAAUAUCCUACCGGAGAAGAAACGGAGUAUUCUAAUAAUGAACGAUGUGCUUGGAUUAUACGUACUACGCCUACACACAUACUGAAUGUCACAUUCACCAAAUUUGAUGUGGAGGGUAAUGACGAUUGCACACACGAUUGGCUGCAAAUACAUGAUGGCAAUAGUUUGGCCUCUCAGCUAAUAGGAAGAUUUUGUGGAAACGAUUUACCUUUAGGCGGUAAUAUUCUAUCUUCACAUCAUCUCUUAUUCUUCUGGUUUCGAUCGGACAAUGCCACCAAUAGGCCGGGCUUUGAAAUGUCUUGGGUUUCUCAGCCUCAUGUGUGUGGCGAAAAUUUAGAAUUGGCCAGUAAUGGUGCAGGAGUCAUAAGAUCCCCAGGUUAUCCUGGAAAAACGCCUAUAAAUCGUGAAUGUCAAUGGGAACUUUCAGCUCCAUAUGGCUAUCGUUUCGCUCUUAGAAUAUAUGAUGUUAAUUUGGGUACCUUACCCAAUUGUACCGGAGACUCCUUGAAGAUCACUGAUGCUGACUUAUUGAUCAAGCAAUAUUGCCAAUCCUCCAAGUCAGAAGUUUUGCGUUCAUCUUCCAAUAAAAUCUUACUUCAUUUCCACACAGACCGCUUUAGUGCCGAUAGUUCAUUUCAAUUACAUUAUGAAGUAGAACCGGGUAUACCGCAUUGCGGUGGCAUAUUUUCAGAGCCAUUGGGUUAUAUAAUUGGUCCUUCAGAACAGGCCACUUGCUUGUAUCUAAUACAACAACCCGUGGGUACCCAAAUAAAGUGGGAAUUUUUAGAUUUAAAAUCUUUUGAGAUGAUAAAUUGUAAUAUAAACAGAAUAGAGAUUUUCGAUGGUAAAACUGAUGAGGAUGAUAACCUGUUAGUGACUUGUGGUGGUAUAUUAACGGAACCGGUAGUUAGUAGCUCUAAUCAUAUGUUGAUAAGAUACAAAAACUCACUAGAUGUAAAUAAUCCAUUCAGAGCAAAAUAUUCCAGAGUUUGUGAAUUCCGAGUAUUUGGUCCAGAUGCAGGUGUAUUAAAUACACCUAAUUAUCCCAAUCCUUAUGUAGAGCAUAUUACAUGUACUUUCCAUAUCUAUGGUCCUGGUGAUACUGUGGUGUUAGCCAAUUUCACCGAUUUCGCAAUAGAAGAAACAAAAACAAAUAAUCUAAUGGAUACUGCAGAUAAUAUAGUUGCUAACAACAGUAUUACUGAAGUUAGCAAACUAAAGGAUGAUUCUAUAUCGUAUGUGGAUGUCUAUCUUUCUAGCACGAAUAAACGUCGCUACCACAAAGGCUCACCCAUGGUACUAAGAUCUGAACGUAAUGUAAUGACCAUCAUAUUCCAUGCAACCACAAACAAUGCAAAAGCUCGAGGACUACGAAUUGAAUACAGUUUCGAAACCAUCACUUGUGGUGGAGUUUUUACUGAAAAUAAGGGAUCAAUAGAUAAAACUGUAAAUGGCGACGAAUGUUUGCUAAUAUUUGAAGCUCCCGAAGGAAAGCAUAUCAAACUAGAUAUGGAAUAUGCCGUUUAUGGUGAUAGUGGUGAACUGCUAAUAUAUGCCAAUGAAACGGCUGGAGGAGAUAUGCUUUUAAAGAAUGUCACAAGGUCAUCUAGAAUACGUGAAACAUUCAAUUUUAAUACCGUUACUCUUAUAAUGAAGCAACGUAUGAGAAUUUCAGGAUCAUACGAAUUUGUCACCACAAAAGAAGCUUGCGGUGGUAAUUUUACUACAUUAUAUGGCGCUGUCGUAUCACCAUCAUGGCCCAGACCAUACCAUGCUAAUCUUGACUGUGUGUGGGUUAUAACUGCGCCUCUGGGAAACAAAAUCGAGUUACAAGUACAUAAUUUUACUUUGGAGCCCACAUGUUCAGGAGAUAUUUUAGAAAUAAGGAAUGGAAAAUUCUCUACUUCCCCCUUAAUAGGGCGCUACUGCGCCAGUCAAAUGCCAUCCCGCAUAGCAUCAUUCACAAAUAGUUUGUACAUAAGAUUUACUAGUGAUAACUAUAUCGAAGGUGGGGGUUUUUAUCUCAAUUGGGAACAGACUUCAACAGGAUGUGGAGGCAAGUUGACUGCAUACAAAGGUUCCAUACAUCCUCCACACUUUGAUGCUACUCCAGAAGUAAUGACUAUGGGCAAUGUACACAUGAUUUGUGAUUGGCAAAUAGUUGUUUCCCAAGGAUCUUCUAUAGAUCUAAGUGUAAAAACUUCCACAGACAUGCUAGAGUUUUGUCGUAAAAACAAUUUGAGAAUUUAUGAUGGUGACUCCACCUUAAGUCCCCUGAUUCAGUUUAACUGCACUAACAUUUUACGGGGACAAACAAUGGAACUGAAGUCUUCCACAAAUCAACUAUUAAUUAUUUAUUCAUUAACACAAAACUCAAAAUAUGAAACACCCGAAUUUAUACUGGACUAUGUUACAAACUGUAAAGUUGUCAUUGACAAUUAUCGUGGUGUAAUUGAAUCUCCCAAUUUUCCUGAAAAUUAUCCCGAGAAUCAGAAAUGCGCAUGGGAUCUUAAAGCCGGUCGUAACAACAAAUUCAAAUUGGUAUUCUCUCACCUUGAUAUGGAGGUUACAGAUAUGACAUGCGAAUAUGAUUAUGUUGAAAUUUGGGAUAUGAAGGACUUGGAUAUUUUAAAGAAAUAUCAUUUAUGCUCCUAUACAUCGGAACCCAUAACAUCGGAAGGUAAUCAUAUGAUGGUGCACUUCGUUUCUGACUAUUCGAACAAUAAAAAUGGUUUCCGCCUGGAAUACACUCGUGUAGGAUGUGGGGAGCAUUUAGAAAAAGAGUUUGGUUACAUCACAUCACCCAACUAUCCUUACAGCAAUGAUUUGGAUUGUGAUUGGUAUAUUGAGGCUCCGCCGGGAAGGCAGAUCUUUUUAAAUGUGGUGGAGUUCCAUAUAGAGAGUGAUAAUCCAGAUUGUAGCCAGAAUAUUUUAUUAUUCAAAGAAUCUAAAAAUUCUAGCAUAGAACUUGGUAAAGAAUGUUCUGAGCAACAUACCGCUUUAUCGAUUACUUCUCCGGCCAAUCGCCUAUAUGUACAUUUUCGUACGAGUGCCACACGAUCUCGGAAAUACUUUAAAGCAUUUUAUCACACCAGAGCGGCCUCAUGUGGUGGUUCGUUUAAAGGCAUUUCUGGUACUAUUAGUUCUUCAAAUUACCCUUAUUCACCCAACGCCCAGUCUUAUCACUGUAUUUGGGAUAUUACAGUACCCGAGUCUUAUGGAAUUCUUUUGGAUUUUAAAGAUUUUCAACUUAGUGAUUCUCAAAAUUGUACUGAGGCUUCAAUGGAAUUUUGGAAGUUAUCUGGUACAUCGGUACUAUAUCUCGACAAAUUUUGUGGAGCAGAGAAGCCUAAUAUUAAGAUUGUUCAUGGCAAUCAUUUGAAAGUGGAAUACAAAGAUAGAGGUAAACAAAGUUUGGGAAGAUUUGCAAUCGAAUAUAAAAAACAAUGCGGAGGUUUGUUAACUGAAUCAACUGGUUACAUAAAAUCGACGGCCACAGAAGAAUGCAUAUGGGAAUUUGAUGUAAAACAAGGUACUUUAAUAAGUCUAAAUAUAAUACAAUUAAAUUGUUACUGUCGAAAGGAUAAUGAGGGUGUGAAAACAUGUAAAAAUGGCUUAGGGAUCAAAGAAAAUCAUUUUGAUAACAAUCUACAAUCUGGAAAUUAUACCAUGUUCAUGUGUGAGGAACACCAGGCCGAUCUAGUUUUUGAGGCAUCAAAAUUGCACAUCUUUGCAAAUAAUAUAAAUUUCCGAGCGAAAUAUUCCACUACACAGCAUUCAUGUGGUGGUCAUAUAGAAUCUGAGCGCGGUUCAUUGGCAUCCCCCUACUUUCCUUUGACAUAUCCACCAAAUAUUGAAUGUAUUUGGAGCCUGCAAGGUUCUAAAGGCAGUUUUCUGGAACUACAGUUCGAUCAGUUUGAUAUUGCCAGCUCAGAACACUGCAAUGAGGAUUAUUUGGAAAUAAGAACGUGGUCGGAGAGCAAGAUAUUGGGGCUAUAUUGUGGGUCGGGAAAGCCUGAGAAAACUUUGAUUUCAUUUGAAAGGUUUUGGUUAAAAUUUCACAGUGCGGAUGGUAGCACUGGAAAGGGCUUUAAACUUUCUUGGAAUUAUGCUCAUUUAAAUGAUUUAAUAAAUAAGACUAGAGGAUACAUUUCGAAUCCCCCCGUGAAGAUGGUACAAAACGAUGAGGAACCCUAUGCUUGGCGUAUUCUAGUUCCAAGAGGUGAAUUCAUUCAAUUAUAUUUUCAGGAAUAUAAUAAAGGACUAAAUCUAUAUGAUGGAUUUGAUGAAACAGCACUUUUGAUAGAUAUUCCUUUAUCUCCUUGGCGUUUUGUAUCAAGUUCGAACGUAGUCUAUCUGCGAACGGACAAUGACAAUUUCGAAACAUUUUCUAUAUUAUGGAAUACUACAACGAACAAACCUAUUGAUACCAAUGCAACACUUGAUAAAUGUCAUUCUGAACAAUCUAUAAAAGUCCAUCGUUUUAAUGCCAUUCGAGUUGUUUCUCCUGGCUACCCCAAGGGCUAUGAGCAUGGUCUACGUUGCGAUUGGAUAUUUAAACCAUUUAAUCCUAUAGAACAUGUCGCAGUAGCUCUGAUUGAUGUUGACUUAGAAACUACAGGGGACUGCUCAGCAGAUUAUUUAAAAAUUUCCACAUCCGUCGACUUAGUGUCUUGGCAUAAAAAUGAACAGUUAUGUAAUGGUUCCAGUGUUAGCAAAAUGUCUCACGGAACACCAUUCAAAUGGGUUCAUGGUACACCACAUAUUAAAUUGGAUUUUGUUACGGACAUGUCCAUUAAUCGUACCGGAUUUCUAGCUAAAGUUGUUGCCAAAUGUGGAUCAAAUAUGACGGACUCAGUUGGCUUUAUAGGUGGUAACAUGCUGCAUGAUUUUAAUGAUGGUCCAAAUACUCAGUGUCUUUGGCAUGUCAAUGUUAAGCCGGGUAAGCGUAUACGCGUACAAAUUGAUUAUCCAAAGGUUGCGCUGAACAAAGAAGAUUUCGAUGAAGAGUGUAAUACACAUGUCUUGCUUUAUGAUGGAGUCGAUGACCACGCUCCACUCAUACCACCUGGUAAAUUAUGCUAUCCACAAAAUGUCACGACGAUUCAUGUUAAUACCUCCAGUAAUCAUUUGACCAUCAAAUAUACACUUAAUAUGGACAAAGUAAGUCCAAAACUUACACGGGCUUUGUUCUGGAAUCUUACAUAUCGCGAAUAUUCCGAAUGUAGUCAGGAAAUACGUUUAAUACCUGAAGCUUCAGAAAUUAAUAUAACUUCGCCGUUGUAUCCCAAUGUGCCACAUCCCCAUACAGAGUGCGAAUGGCGUGUAGUAGCACCUCAAGGAGAAAUUAUUCAAAUUGAGUUCUUAGAACGUUUUGAUAUGAAUUCGAGAUAUUGUUCACAGGAAUAUUUAGAACUUUUUGAUGGUUCCACGAGUUUGUCGCGAAAUAUUGGGCGUUACUGUCGAAAACCUCCUAACUUAAGAACAACACAGAAUAUGUUGUACAUACACUAUCUGACAGACAUAGCAGAACCUCGAAAUGGCUUCAAAGCGCGAAUUUCAAUUAGUCGAUGCGGUGGUACUUAUUCUGAAAACUAUGGCACUAUUAAAUCACCCGGAUACCCAGCAUCAUAUCCUUCUUCUUCACAGUGUGAUUUUGUUAUAAAUUUAACUGGCAAAAACCUAAUUCGUAUAAAACUCAUUGAUAUUAAUCUGCCUUAUAAUGAAACUAAACUCAGCUCAUCCGAUCAUUUGGAAAUUAUUUCCAUUGGUGGUCCCGAUACAAAUAGUCAAUCCAUAAUGGUUUAUGGAAAUACUACGAACAGUACCGAAUUUUUGAUUAAUUCAAAUAAAGUUGUAGUUCGAUUCCAUACAUUCUUGAAAACGUUUGCUUUUAGAGGAUUUUCAUUGAUAUACAAUUCAGAUGGUUCAUAUUGUGCUAAUGUCGUAACAGGCGUUUCUGGUGAGAUCAUCAUGAAUCUUCCCGCUAAACAAUAUUACCAAAAUACAUGCACCUGGAAGAUAACGGUUCCCAAAAAACAAAGAGUUCGUUUAGACUUUUUGAAUAUGGAAGCAAUGAAGGAUCAGAAUUUUUCAAGUUCUCUUCGUAUUUCCCUAAACAACAACUUCGAUUAUAGUUCGGAAAUUAUAACAUUUACACCCAGUACAUUUAAUUCCAGUAUGGUUUUACAAUCAACUGAUAACAUUAUGUACGUGAGAGUAAUUAUACCAAGAUCUAAUUCGAUACUGCGACCUUUAAAGGCUCGUUAUAGCUCAAAAGAGGAAUCACCCUGUCCUUCUGAUAUUGAUGAGGAUAACAACUCAGGUUCCAUAGACAUACCAGGCUUGGAGACAAUCUUUAGAGGAAAUUUCUAUUGUGGAAUUAAAAUAAAAUUGAAUGAAGGGGAGACGAUAGCUUUUAACAUCUCCACGCUUUUAGUUUCGGGCUACAGAGGAAUGGGACGUCUGCAAUAUCCAUUGGUAUUUAGAGACAGCUAUAUGAAUACACAGUAUCGGAACAAUCUAACCGAAUACAUACAUGCACAAUCCCAAACUAAGGGUUCCAUUUCCAUCGCUCAAGAUGCGGAUAACCGCAUACAAAGAUUAAAAAUGUCAUUUAGAAUAUAUCCUUGUGGCGGAGUAAUCAAUGUAAACCCUGGACUGGAAAUUAAAACUCCACAAGUAAAUACAAAUAAUAGCGACGGUCAAAUCGUAUGUGUAUGGACUUUACUAAAACCAUAUUUAGCUUAUGGACAGGACAAAAAUAAAGAAUUCAAACUGAACGGUACAUUUAAAUUUACAGACUCCUGUGAAAAUGAGUAUGUUGAAAUUGUUGAGGGCCAGUGGAUGAACCGUACCUCAGCCAUGAAGAUAUGCAGAGACCAUUCCAUUGAAAACUUUGAAUAUUUAAUAUCCAAACGUACAACCUUCCUUAUAUACAGAUCCACCAAUUAUAAAUCGGAAAAAUUGACUUUUUCAUUGAAUAUAGAGAAGAUUUUUACAUGCUCAAGUGAAACCAUGGUCAAUAUGAUCUCUUCCCCCAUUAAGAUUGAUAAGACUUUAUAUAAAAACAAUGAAGAGUGCUCUUGGAUAUUCUAUACUAAACCGGGUCUAUAUCUACAAGUGCAAUUUAUAGGCAGAUUCUUUAUUGAGAAUUCACCGAACUGUACGAACGACUAUCUAGAAAUUCAACGCGACAGUGAUGGCCUGUGGAUACCAGAGGCCCGUUUCUGUGGACGGGAGGUGCCAGCGAUAUACAAUUCAUCAGCAAGUCGCCUGCAGAUAAUAUUUCGUACAAAUGAAAAUGUUACAACAGAAGGUUUUGAAUUUGUUGUUCAAACACAUUGUCAACUACAGUUGAAUGUUUCAUCAUCACAACCGCAAUUCAUUGUGAGUCCACCGAACAACGUACAAAGUUGGCGUAAACUUCAUUGCGAAUACAUAUUCAAAGGCAAUGAAACCGAUAAACUAAUAGUUGUCAGAGCGAAGUUUGAUCCUAAACACGAUCUGGUUUAUACACAAGAUCGUUGUAGGUUGGGUGCAUUAACAGUCAACAAACAAGAUGAUAACGGUGUUGACCUAGUGGGAACUCAACAUUGUCAGAUUGAAUUCGAAGAGAGAGCAUACAAAUAUCUUAGAUUUGUUUAUGAUGCCUACGUAGGACAAAGAUUCACCUUGGAAUAUGCUUACGACACAUGUGGUGGUAAUUUAACAGCACCUGCUGUCAUCCGACCCCUAAAACAUGAAACAGAAAGUACUUAUGCCAAUAAUAUGAAUUGCAUCUGGUAUAUAACAGCACCUCCUGAACACUCCAUCGCUGUUAGAUUUAAAUAUUUUUCCACUGAAGAGACGUACGAUCAUCUUACGAUAUACAGCGGUAUUCAAAUUAAAAAGGAAAAACUUAUUGCCAAGUUAAGCGGAAACUACUCUGCCAAUAUUCCCAUUGUUGUCGAAAGUAACCAGGCUGUUAUAAAUGCCAUAUCGGAUAGCUCAGGUUCCAGAAAGGGAUUUGAAGCUAAUAUAGUAUUUAUAGCAAAUUGCAAUGAACGCAUUUCACUCACCGAAGGUAAUUCUCCGGUAACAUUGGCCCGCAAUAUAAAAUUCAAUUCCAGUGAGGAGUACAUAUGCAAUUACCGUAUAACCGCUCCCAAGGAUUAUCGCAUACGAGUCGAGAUUAAAAAGUUACAAAUAAAUGGCGCCAAUUCAACAUGUCAAAAUUCACAAUCAAAAUGCGAAAAUAAUUGCAAUUAUUUGGAAAUUUUUGACAACCCCACCACAUAUGAUGCAACUUUUGGUAAAUUUUGCUCCGUCUCCAGUAUAAAUAGAACCUUUUUGAGUUCUUAUGAAUUUGCUUCUCUGAAACUGAAUGCUGACCGACCGGGUCAAUAUAAUUUUGAAAUAAUUCUUAAAAUGGAAAAGUCAGAAUGUGGUCUAACUGAAUAUAGACUGGGUGACAAUGAAAAAUAUAAAUUCACUUUUCCUCCCAAUGGAUUAGCAAAAUACGCAGCGAAUGUGCAUUGUACUUGGCGUUUAAUUUCCUCCCACGAAUUGGAAUUCCAUUUUAACUAUAUGGACUUGCAAAAUAAAUCACAGGUCACUAACAAAUGUUUGGAUUACGUUAACAUUAAAGGCACAUAUCAUUUACAUAAUUUAUGUGGUCUCGCUAAGAAUUUCACAAUUAAUACUAUCAAAAGUCAUGAAGAUUUCGUGGACAUAACAUUCCACAGUGAUGACUCAGAGGAAGGCAAAGGUUUCGAAUUUGUUGUACAAAGAUCUGAUGCUUGCAAUCGCACUUACAAUUCCUUAAGUAAGAGUAUACAGUAUCGGGGCUAUGGAAAGGAGAAAGAAAUCUGUAUCGAUACCAUUAUAGUGCCAGAGAAUUAUACAUUGAAUUUUUACAUAACUUCAAUGUAUUUUAAAAAUUAUGACUGCGAAAAGUUACAUUUAAAGAUAAUUGAUCUCAAAACAAAUGAAACUUUGAUGGAUCGUUGUAGAAGUUCAUAUUUAAAUGUUAACUUAUUUACUAACACAAAUGCCGUACGCAUUGAGGCAGCCGAUUAUACUUCGGUAGCCUUUCUAUAUUCUGUAAGCGAUCGCAAUUUAACUCCUGGAUGUGGUGGUACUUUUACAGCAAAUGAGGCACAAUUCGCCAGUCCUCCUUAUGACAAUGAUCGCAACUUUUCGGAAUGUCGUUGGGAUAUUAUUACGCCGGCAUCUGGUCAAAAAAGUUUACAAUUUUAUGAUUUUAAUAUGGGAACAAUUACUAAUUGUCAUUUGGAUAAUGUUAAAAUUAUUGAAAUUUUACCCAAUGGCACUGAAAAACUAUUAAAAACAGUAUGCGGAUCUAAUACACCUGAUGCCAUAAGAUCGAAUAGUUCCCAUUUAGCAAUCAUUUCCAAGAAAUCACCCAAUUUUGAUGGUACUGGCUGGACGUUGAGCUACACCACAUUUAAUUAUGAAACGCCAAAAACAGCACUUGUUGUCAGUGAUCAUCAGAUGCGGCUAGUAUAAAUUCUUAAAGAAAUUUUGAAUAAUAUUGGAUUUAAUUGCAAUAGCCCCUAGGCUUUCCAAAACGUCUAUUUAAAAAGUUGUAGUCAAUAUUUGCAAGUUUUUCUUUUUGUGAGUAAAAUAAUGUAGUAUGUAGUGUAUGUAUGUAUAUGUCCCCUACUUAAUAUGCAUCUGCAAUAACAUUUUAUGCACAUACAUGAUAAGCAGUACAUAUUACUUUGUAAGGAAACAUGUAGUAUUUUUUAAAUGACUAACAUUUUUUUAUUUAUUAAUUUCUUAUUGUUUCUUUUCUCAAUAUA